Messenger RNA from Sphaeramia orbicularis (orbiculate cardinalfish), 2408 nucleotides. It is a transcript of the gene mbd3b, whose product is annotated as methyl-CpG binding domain protein 3b. Gene Ontology annotation, cellular component: nucleus. The transcript is spliced from 7 exons. Lineage: Eukaryota; Metazoa; Chordata; Actinopteri; Kurtiformes; Apogonidae. Gene Ontology annotation, molecular function: methyl-CpG binding. Bases 253 to 1077 code for a protein of 274 amino acids. Gene Ontology annotation, biological process: negative regulation of transcription by RNA polymerase II; DNA methylation-dependent constitutive heterochromatin formation. The record is from RefSeq and is a predicted model, not a curated record.
GUGCCCCGGCGAGACAGGCAGGUAGUGAUGUGGCUAAGGUCCGCGGCGGAGCGAUUUGCGCGACGACAAAGAGAUGAGAUGUUGUUAGCAAAGUGAUCCCAUUACACAGGGCGCAUGUGGUAAUAUGGUCGGAACAAAAGCGUAAGAGAAGCGGCAGGCCUAGCGUCUAAAACAUCGACACGGCUUCGUAAAUCCGAACCGAAAUAUUCGCGGUAACUUUUGGCGGAUUUAUAGGCUUUACUCGCGUGGGAAAUGGAGAAGAAAAGGUGGGAUUGCACUGCUCUCCCCAAGGGCUGGAAAAUGGAAGAAGUGACCAGAAAGUCGGGUUUGUCAGCUGGAAAAAGCGAUGUCUAUUAUUUUAGUCCAUCUGGGAAGAAGUUUCGGAGCAAGCCUCAGUUGGCCCGUUACCUUGGCAACCAGAUGGACCUCAGCUCCUUUGAUUUUCGCACGGGGAAGAUGCUGAUGAGCAAGCUGAACAAGAACCGUCAAAGACUGCGAUAUGAUAACAACAACCAGAAUAAGGGCAAACCUGACCUGAACACAUCGCUCCCAGUCAGACAGACAGCAUCCAUCUUUAAGCAGCCUGUUACCAAGGUUACUAACCAUCCCAACAACAAAGUGAAGACAGAUCCUCAAAAAGCUGUUGACCAGCCCAGACAGCUAUUUUGGGAGAAGAAGCUCAGUGGUCUUAAUGCAUAUGAUAUUGCAGAGGAGCUGGUGAAAACAAUGGACCUGCCAAAAGGCCUACAAGGUGUUGGUCCAGGCUGUACAGAUAAAACUCUCCUGUCGGCCAUUGCAAGCGCUCUUCACACCAGUGCAGCUCCCAUCACCGGACAGCUCUCUGCUGCCGUGGAGAAAAACCCCGGAGUAUGGCUCAACACCACACAGCCGCUGUGCAAAGCCUUCAUUGUCACAGAUGAGGACAUUAGGAAACAGGAGGAGCUGGUGUACAGCGUGAGGAAAAGGCUGGAGGAGGCACUGAUGGCUGACAUGUUGGCCCAUGUGGAAGAGGCUGCCAAUGAAGGAGAGGCUCUGAAGGAGGAGGGCAAUGGGAGCGAAGACAUGGAGAGCGUAUAGCACAGGCUUUGUGAAGUCCAGAAACCACCACACACAGACCAUGAACAGUAGGAGCCCCACACCAGUCCAGCCCUGACGACCUUUCCCCCUAGUGUCUGCAUUCAGCUUCAACCUAAAACUGACGUACGACAGCACAACUUACGAACUGUCCUCCCCUCGCUGAACCCUAAACACUCAGACGUGUCCAUUCAACGUUAACCUCACUGUGCGGGACUCCCUGGCUCAACGCAAAAGAAAUGACUCAACGCGUGAUCGCGUGAUUUUGAGCCCAAUUGAUUUUGUCAAUAAAUUUGUAAUAAUUUCCUAAAAAACAAACAAAAAAGAUCCUAGCAGAAGAACUCGUGAAUAUUAAAAAUAACUUAUCUACAGUGUGUAAUUAUCAGUGUUCGAGGAUAAGUGUAUUUUCUACUAAAAGGCUUCGAAUGGAUUUACAUUUUUUGCGACAAUCAUGUCAAAUCCUGAAGCCUGUUAUUCAGUUUGAAAUGGGUACUUGGGUUUUUUUGUUUUGUUUUUCCUUCUGGGCAGAUUGGAAAUUGAAUGUUUUGUAUUUUCCGCAUGUCUCUUAUUUUUUUAUUUUUUUGACUAUUACUGUGCACUCCAUACGUAGUCCUGACACAACCUGCAGAAGCAAACCAGAAGGAUUCAGUGAGUCAAGCUGCAAUCUGAACGGACGUGGAGGGUUAGUGAAAGUGGCUGAUGUUACAAACACAAAUCAUCAGGUUGUGUAUAAAUCCUUUGGACUCCUCAUUAUUGUAAUUUCAAGGAAAUAGUAUCUUUGUCAGCGGUGUUUUCCUGUGAGUCAUGUUCAGUAUUGACCAAAGAGGAGACAUGUUCUUCUGACCGGGGUUCUGGCAGACUCAGAGUUUAUCCCAUUGGCCCCGCUAUUAUAUUAUUACGACACAAACAAAGCAGAAAACUUACAAGAUGGGGCUGAGCACAACGGGAAAGAAAUGACCUGAAACCUCUUUCUGUUGUACAACUCCUACAGGUUCACUCUCAUUGUCAUUCUAGGUGCUUACUGAUGUUGGGAAACAUUGCUGUUCUGUGCCAAGGCUUUGUUUCCAUCACAGCUUCAGUUUAUUUUUUUAAUGUGUCAAUGUUACCACACACAGGCUGCCUCCUCAUAAACCCACGCACAAAUUAGUGACCGAGCAAAUUCCAGCUUUUAUGUCUCUUCAUUUAAUAUCUGACAAAUAAUUAUUUUCUAAUUCAUCCCAAUUGAUGGUUAAUAAAUGCUGAAAUUAUGGAAUUCCCUUCUCUGUAUCAGCAGGCUGAUUGCUGAAAUUGAUUUGAUUGUAUUACUUAAUAAAAAUGAGUCAGUAUGUCACAAA